GUGGCUCUAACUGCGACACUUCAAUUAGCAGUUAGCAAACCGAGCAUGAGUCCGAGUUAGGGACGCUUUAUUUACGACAUUACCGCGCUCUGACAGGCUCCUUCAGCCGGAGUUUGAGCUCCUGCGAAGUUGCUGCACAGAUGGAGCUGAGCAGGAGGAAAGUGCCUCUGUAUGGCCAGGCCAAGGUAUUUGCCCUGCUGGAGGGUUUAGACUCGAUGCCAGAGGAUACAGAGGUCUACAUUGUUUUGGAAGGGUCCACGCUGGUUCAUGUCACCCGGGCUCAGAGUGAUGUCAUGCUUUGCUUUAUAGUGCCUGGUCAUAACCUGGCAGAGAUGGUUUCUGUCCAGGCCUAUAUGUGCUCUGAAACCACACCCCUCACCUGGGUAGGCGGGGCUUCACUGGAGUAUGUCCAAGAUGAUGCUCAGGAACUGGCAGAGCACCUGGUUAUCCACGGACAUUCCCUUAGCUCCACAGAUCACAAAGAGUUGAGCAGCCUUUUUAACCUUGGCCAGCAGAGCUCUCGCUGGGCUAUGGAUCGACGCGUGGCCUUGGCCAUGGCCAACCUGGAUAUCCCGCAGAACUGGAAUGUACUGGGGAGCCACAGUGGAGAGGAGCACAGUCACAGAGAGUCUCCCCUCCACCUGGCAGUGCGGUGGGGUCUUUAUCGCCUUGCGGAGCUGCUGCUUUGUCAGCCAGGGGGGCUGAUUGCCAUCAAUUUGCCAAAUGAGGAGGGAGUCACGCCGCUGCAGCUGGCACGGACAGCCGGCAACACAGAGCUGCUGGAGCUGCUUACACACCCACCCAACCCUCUAGCCACCCCUCCUGCAGAUCUGUCCCAGGUUUGGGCCGAUCGAUCCCGCUUGCUGAGGUUUUGUCACGAUACAGGGAACCUAACUCUGACUGUUCGACAAAACCUGAGGUGGAGCUCAGAGGAGAGCCGACAUGCUGACAUCCUGCUUCUCAGAGACCGGCUCAGAGAUGAGGAUUUCCUCAGAGAGAUCAAAGCUCUAAGGAGGGAGCGAGUGGAGACGAUCUUAGAGAAGGAGGACCUGGUGGAUGAUCCUGCGGACAGCGCUCUGUAUGCUGAUAUCAAUGGAGGGAACUCCGCUGCAGAGGAAAAUGACUAUGAGGAGCCACUGAUGUUCUGCCUAAAUGAGGAAGAAGAGGACGAUCCAUCACAGCCUGACUGCGUGAAAAGUCAGUCCAUAAGAGAAAGCCAGGCCUCGUCCCCGACUCUGGCCGCUGCUGCCAGAUUAUCAGCGAUGAUUCACGGCAAAGAUAGAGUGUUCGCCAACACCAUGCUGGUGGAUCAGGUGGGUGACUCUGACAUCAAGUACCGCUCUCCAGAGGAAGAAGAGGUCAGCCCUGUAUCUCCCAUUGGCAGCCCAUGCUGGCACUCCUUCUCCAUGAGUUCCAGUGACUCAGGGAACUGCUCCCAGAACCAGCACACAUCCUCACCCCAUAAUGGGGAGAGGAGACUCAAAGGUCCUGGCCUGGAGAACCACAGGGAGCCGUCCCCUCACGUCUCUCCCUCCUCUCCCUUUGUUUCCUCCCCGUCUUUUCCUUCCUCUCCCCGAGUUUCUCCCUUCCGUUUACUUGAGGGAGCACUGAGGCGUCAAACGCAGCAGAGCCUCCCAGAUUCUCCUUCUCUGAAUCGCAGAGGAUGUAGCUUGACUGAGACGAGCCGUGGCCUGAGUCCUAGUCUUGAAUGUGACAGUGGAGAAGAGGACAUAUUGGGGCAUUCAUAUCCCUGCUCAUCUUUAAAGCAGCAGUCCAUCCUUCGCUCUAGCUCAGGAGAGGAGAGGGACUCUUUUGACACCUCUCCAGACUUAAACCGCACACUCUCUGACAGCUCGUACACUGCCACCAAGAACACAAAUGAAGCUGAGGUUCGUCUGCGCUCCUACUCCUACUCCUCCCCCAAGGCGAAACUGUCACGGCCGCUGCUAAACCGAGAUGCCACCAUCACUGACUUGGCAGAAGAGUCGAAAGCAUUCAGUCUGAACGAGACUCCCAAAGAAAAGAGGGUUUUGGGUUUCCGUAAGCGGGCCCAGUCAGCAGAGGAAGAGAGCAGCGCUUCACUUCAACAUCUCACUCUUACAGAGUUCCUCAAAGAGAUUGAGGAUGAGGAGUGGGAUAAAUACAUAAUCCCAACAAAGACAGAAUCAGAGAAGUACAAGGUCAGCCGAACCUUCAGCUUCCUCAAGAGCAGGAUGUCAAGCACGCGAAACAAGACCAAGGUGAAGGGCAAAGAAGUAAAAGAAGGAAAGGAGAAGUCUGGAGCUGCUAAUGGACACCAGUUUGUGCCUGUGUCUCCAUCUGGUCCCGCUCUCUGUGUGGCCUGUGAUAAGUCUGUUUCUGGGAAGGAGCUGUUGCAGUGCUCCAACUGUUUCCUCAAUGUCCAUAAAAAUUGUCGAGAGUCAGUUGCCAUCUGUGGGAAGAAACAGCAGGAGAGGAAUGCAGUGCUGAUGAAAAGCAAGACUUUGUCUCUCCCACAGAAUUCUGUGAAAGACAACUCUUCCACCUCCAUUUUCUCCUCUUCUUCUACACUUCCGACGAUGACCAAAGAGAAGAAAGAAACCACAAACCCCCUCUCUAAAAGCCUCUCCAUCUCUAUAGACAGCAGACGGCUGAGUGAUGCAGCAGCAGUGGACAGUGAGUGUAAUGUGACAACUUGCACUACUGGCUCGUUAUCUGAUGAGGGAACGCCGGUCACGGUGACACCCACAUCAGCUGAGCAACCAAUCAUCACACAGGAUGCUGUUGAAGCUUCACUACUGAAUGAUCUUUCAGCCGACCUGCUGGGACUCGAGGUGGAGUCUUGGAGCCUGGCAGUCAGUCGGGAGUUUUGCAGGCAAUACGACAGACGCACCAUCAAACGACAAGAUGUGAUUUAUGAGCUCAUGCAGACAGAGCUGCACCACAUCCAAACGCUAACGGUCAUGUCAGAGGUUUUCAGAAGAGGCAUGCUUGAGGAGCUGCAGCUGGACCUGGACUGUGUGGCUCGGAUCUUCCCCUGCUUAGACCCCCUGCUGCUCUUUCACAGAAACCUCUUUGGUGCACUGCAGGAGCGCAGACAGGCUGCAGCCCAACCCGAAAACCCCAGAAAUUACCUCAUCCAUCAGAUUGGAGAUGUGCUGCUUCAGCAGUUCUCUGAUGAGAAUGCUGAGAAGAUGAAGCAGGUGUACGGAGAGUUCUGCAGCCAUCACACCGAGGCUGUAAACGUCUUCAAAGAGCUACAGCAACAAAACAAAAAACUACAAAACUUUGUCAAACAACAAAGCAACAAUUCUCUGGUUAGACGGAGAGGGGUGCCAGAAUUCAUCCUACUGGUCACUCAGCGCAUCACCAAGUAUCCAGUGCUCCUGGAGAGGAUACUGCAGUACACCCAGGAGGGAAGUCAAGAAUACUCCGACCUAUCGAGUGCUCUGGCUCAGAUCCGAGACAUAAUAGCUGCUGUGGAUCUGACAGUGAAUAAGCACGAAAGGUGUCAGGAGCUGCAGGAAGUCCUGGCCCGGCUUGAGAACAAGAGCUUUGCCAAGCUUAAGAAUGGCAAGGUUUUCCGCAAACAGGACCUGCUUUGCACACACAGGGAUCUGCAGUAUAAAGGGCUCAUCUACUGGAAGACUGCCACGGGACGUCUUAAAGAUACUUUGGCUCUGCUGCUCACUGAUGUUUUAGUCUUUCUUCAAGAAAAAGAUCAGCGCUUUAUAUUUGCUGCUGUGGACCAGAAGCCUCCUGUAAUCCCUCUGCAGAAGCUUAUCGUGAGAGAAGUAGCCAAUGAGGAGAGAGGGAUGUUCCUCAUUUCCGCCUCCUCAGUGGGACCAGAGAUGUAUGAAGUUCACACCUCCAGCAAAGAUGAGAGGAAUGCGUGGAUGAGACAAAUAAGACAAGCUGUAGAGAGUUGUCCUGAAGAAGAGGAGGAGGAGGAGAGAACUGCUGAAUCAGAGGAGGCCAGGAGAGCAGCUGAGGUGAGAGCUCAGAAGAUCACCAAGUUCCAAGAGACUCUGUUGGGCCAGGACCAGCAAAUCUGCAACAGCCUGGAGGAGAAGUUACAGCUCUAUGCUCAGCUUACAGAGUUAACCCUGCAAUCACCACAAGCUGUGCCACAUCGCCAUCUGCUGGUACAACCAGAAAGUGACAGUGAGACACCAAGACAGGCCUCCUCCUUGCUCACAGCUGCACUCAGAGAAGCGGAGAACCUGAUCUCCAUUCUGCAGGCUCGCGAUGGCCUUUCUGUACAGAGUCAGGGCUCACCUGUUCGAGGACCAGAGGGCUUCAGCUACAACAGCCACGGCAGCAGCAUCCAGGAGUCUCCCUCUGAGCCUGAUUAUCUGAGCACACUCAGUAUGAGCUCCACCUCUCUUGGAUCAGACAGCGAGCUGACAGGAUUGGACAGUGCACUGUGGAGUUCUACUGCUGAGCAGAGGAGAGGAGACACCAAAGUGACAUUGUUAAAGGUUGCAGAGAGUGUCCAGAGUCUGACUCAGCUCCUUUAUAGUCUACAGGCUGCUGUAACUCUUCAGGACAGUUGCCAUGAAGUCCAGAAACUUCUUCUCCAAGAGGGAGAUAAACCUCCACUCAGAACCCUCUCUUCCCUCCAAAACAGUGGGGAGCUGGAAAAGCAGAGGAGUUUUGAUAAGAAGAAAGAGGAAAUAGAAAAGAAGGGCUCAGAGAGGAGGAAAGAAGAUGUGGAUGAAGUUCAGAAACUCCAUGUGAAGCUAAAACAGGAGCAGCAUCGCUGGGACAAAGAGUGUCAGGCCAGAGAGAAACAACAGAGUGAGCAGGAGAGUGCGCUGGAACAGCGGGAGAAGCAGUGCCUCCUGGAAGCUGAGCGUUUGCGAUGUGAGCGUGAGGAGCUGGAGGCUCAGCUGCUGGAGUAUCAACAGAAUCUGGAGCGGCUUAGAGAGGGUCAGAGGAGUGUUGAGAGAGAGAGGGAGAAGAUUGAAGCCCAGCAGAGGCUCCUGCAAAGCUGGAGGCACAACCGCCAAAGCAGCCUGCCUGUUACCAUACCACUGGAUGGAUACAAGGUGUCUGGCCACAGUCGCUCAGGUAGCCUGGAUGGAAGCUGUUCAGUAUAUGAGAACGAGGCAGCUUUCCUCGCCUCCCUUCAGCAGAACUGCCUCCACCCACCCUCUGACAACAACCAGCACCAGCAUCUGAUCUCAGUGCCAAGGAAGAACCAUGACGGCUCACUGCGCAGCUCCAGCUACACAGCUAACAUGGGCCUCAGUGCCAGUCUCUACAACAGCCUGAACACUCUGCUGAGUCAGGCUCACAGCAAACAGCCUGCAGAUGGUCUGACAUUCCCAAACUACAGCAACAACCAUGGCUGCACCCUGAACGACCCCAUCCACUCUCUCAGCAGCAGGGUCAACACACAGCCACAAAAGACCAGCACAGACUUCAGCCCACCAUCGGACAGGGGACCCCUGGGUCCCUGGAGGUCUGAGCUCACCAGUCAUGGACUGUACGAGGAUGACUACUCCUCAUCUCCCUCUAUGACCCCCCUCCUUCCCUCCCAGGCUUACCUUUCCCUUGAAGGACAGAAUGGGGAGGAGGUGGGCGAGGAGAAUAUUGUUUAUCUCUGAAACUGUAAUGUAAGCCGCCUGACGUGUAAUUUGUUGCUUGGUUAUGUUUAUGUAUGUGUGCAUCCAUCAAAAUAUAACUGAAGUAAGUUAAUUUCUAAAAACCCUUAAUAACUAAGUAAGGGAAAAGUUUGUUUGAAAAAGUGUCCACAGAUGAAUGUGCCUUUUAAAAUGUAGUGUACAUGUCAGCCAUUAAUCCUCCUGUCUGAGGACACCAUUGUGCCUCUUUGUGAACAUACUCUUUGUAAAUCAGCUUUUAGAGUCAGACCUCCUAUGUUUGAUUACGUCUGCUUUGAUUCUUUAGGUGUUUGUUGCACUUUUAUGAUGAAUGAUGUAGAUUGAUGCCAAGAGCUGGAGCACCAGGAAAUCAGAGCAGAUGUUCACAUUUUUCCCAUAAGCACUUAAAAGAAAUGUCUGAGAGCUCCCCCAAAACUAUGUAAGUGCUUUAUUUCUCCAUGUGAUCUUUAACAAUAUUUAUAAAGGAUUGUGAGCAUCUAAAUGAAAAAAGCUAAACUUGUUAUAUAAAUGUUAAAUAUGUGUAUAGUUUUAUGGAAAAGCUACCUAUGCACACUAUGUUUGAAGAGCAUCUAAAAAUCCUGUAAUUAAUUUUCUCACUUAAGUGCCAAAAAUCUUUCUAUUUGAUAUUGUAAGUGAUUUCUGUAAAGAAUGGCUGAAUUUUUUCUGUUGGUCCCCUUUUAUAAUAAUUUAUUGUAUUUAAAUUGCUUCAUGCACUGUCAACAUUAAUAAUAUUUUGUUUGAUAUUUUUUCUUGUAAUCUGUGUAAUCAGAACUGUGAUGUGCCAUAUAAAUAUUGUGAAGUGUAUAAAACUAUU
Cheilinus undulatus (humphead wrasse) is the source of this 6420-nucleotide messenger RNA. RefSeq names its product rho guanine nucleotide exchange factor 28-like. The transcript is spliced from 39 exons. NCBI's taxonomy places the organism in Eukaryota, Metazoa, Chordata, Actinopteri, Labriformes, Labridae. The coding region runs from base 141 to 5591 and encodes 1816 amino acids. The record is from RefSeq and is a predicted model, not a curated record. Gene Ontology annotation, biological process: regulation of Rho protein signal transduction. Gene Ontology annotation, molecular function: guanyl-nucleotide exchange factor activity.